Messenger RNA from Caenorhabditis auriculariae, 7611 nucleotides. The record is from the annotation of a GenBank genome assembly. NCBI's taxonomy places the organism in Eukaryota, Metazoa, Nematoda, Chromadorea, Rhabditida, Rhabditidae.
AUGAAAAAUGAGAAAAAGGAGUCAGAGGACAGCCGAACUUUCACCUUGCGUUUCGCGUUUCGUCGUUGCUGCCCAUGCAGAGACAUUAGUCCGGUUUGCAGAAACCUGUCGACUACAACGGCGAGCAGUGCUAAGUUACUUCUAAACAAAUUCCCUCUGAGGACGGUACCAUCGAAGCAACAAGCAUCGCCCAGAACACGAGCCCAACACCUUGCUCGCAAAGUUCCAGCAGCACCAACGAAAGCGAAAGCAACACAAACAGCUAGAGCCCAAAACACCGCUCAAAAAGCCACUACGGCGAGACCGAAAUCGAAAGCACCGCCUAAAACUAGAGCACAGAUCAUCGCUCACAAGGUCACGGCAACAAAACCAAAACCGACCGCGCGGCUGCUACGAUUACUUGGUCGAAACUCACAGAAGACGAUGCAAAACGCGAUCGACGCACUCACGGCACAGGUUGCCAAGAUGGGCGUGCAAAACCGUCCUUCCUGGCCAAUUUUUGCGCCGGAGCACGAAAGCUUCCCAACGUUCAUCAGGCGUGUUAAUGACUACUGUAACGCACAACAGUUGACGGAUGAAGACGCACGUCGCGCCUUCCCCACAAUGUUGCGCGGAGAACUUCGCGAGCUCUUGGAGGACAUUCCAUCAAGCCAACGCUCGCAAUGGCAAACUCUAAUUGACGCGUUCAAAGGCGCUUACCACACGAAGGCGCGGUCACAGGAGGCACUCUCUGCACUUACAGCAGCGUCACAAAACCACCGCCCCAUCGAUGAAUUCGCAACGACAAUCCGCGAACUCGCUAUGGGAGCGUAUCCUGGCAACGCUGACGCAAGAGAUGCCGCCGCGCUGGCCGCCUUCAUGGCCGGACUGGAGCCGAAACUUCGAAAAAAGGUUCGCCGAGCAGAGCCGCAAUCCUUUACCUACGCCGUAAACCGAGCAAAGCGAGAGGAGGCUCUCCUACGUAUCGAUGCACGCGAAGAGCAGAUCGCUACCACAGCGGAAGUCGUCCACGCGGUUAUGGAAGGUCGAGCAGCCCAGCGACAGUUCCCCAACUGGAAUAACUCGCCGCAACGGGCUAGCCGCCCAUUCAACCGCCCGGAUCGUAAUAACCGUCCGCGGUUCUUCAAGAAAGGAAGACGAGACCAAGACUCUCCAAACAGAAGAAACAACGACUACCAGGACGACAACCGCCGAUCAGAGCCUCGCAAUCAACAACGUCGAUCAGGACCUAACAACCAACAUCCACGCCGACCAUGGCAGAGGCGCCCACAACACGUCAACGCCAUUCAGCCAUGGUUCUUAGCCACCGUCUGUGCACUACUUACUAUCGGAACAAUGGCCUCACCCACCUUCUAUGAUUGCACCCCGCGAGGAGGAGUCCUCGUGGCUCCACCACAACUCGAGAACUGUGAAGUAGAUACAGAACACCCAACUCAGGCUCGAGUCACGCUUUACGUACGCAAUCACUCCUUAACCGAGAUCACGGCUUUUAGAUGCACUAUCGAGGAAUACCAACGCUGCGUCCGCACAAGAGUAUGGUUCCCAGAAUACAACCAAACCCUGAAGACGAUCACAGCUAUGCCCUCGGAACACUGCCUCACAGCCACUAAGGAGCACACGAUAGAGGGGAGGACCUUCCGCAAGACAAAUGUAGACACAUGGACCAGUGAGCCGACAGAGUAUCCUACUCGCCCUUUUUGGGGAGACAAUUGCAUAACCGUGAAACGCCUAGUCCUGACCAGAGGAAUCGCGACCUCAAUCGCCAAGGACAAGCUAAUCACCAAUCUGCUCCUAAACACUGAGGCAUGCUCGAUCUUUGAUGGUCUCUGCACCAACGAUGUAGCCACCGUAGUCUGGGAAGCGCCGAAGAACAUUCAUCCUGAAUGCGCUUUCAUCAAACUUGGCCAGUUCGAUUCCUUAGUUGGAACAGACAGAGUGGCCAUCGAAGCGAUGCAGAGCACGCUGAUCGUCGACGACCAUGAAACUGAGCUCGAGAUCCAACAAUGUUUCAAAGACAGUAUCCUGGUAAGCACCUCUGGCACGAUAAUACAGUUCCCGGAAUUCCCAAAAGCCACAAGGCUGGCUGACAUCACGAGGAGACCUCGUUCGAAAAGGGACAGCGGCUCAAUAAUCGAAACAUCAGACGUGCCGCUCAACGCACUGAUUAUCGCGACCAACCUCCGAAGCAGCCUUCUACCAUCCAACCGCUCACUAACCCAGAGCGAGAAGCUGCAGGCGACACACGUCAGCCCUCGGACGAUCGCCCGUCUACUUUACGACUGGCGAAUCUCUUAUCAGGAAGUACUGGAUCGCAUGGUCCGUCACCGAUAUAACAACGCCAGCCUAGCUAUCCUGCACACGGUUGCGGCAAAAGAACUCGCUCUUGCAACAAUGAACCGCAUCCGCAAACAAGAAGAAAUCGUGUUGGAUAGCCUGCUACGGCAACAUGACCCUUACAAGAACGGAGUCAACAUUCCUGACAGAUCAGCCAAAAUAUCGAUAGCAUACCACAUAGCCUUAGGACCAGACGAAAGCAAUCUAGAAAAGGCCCUACUCCACCAUUACGGCCUGCCCCCAACACCUAACAUGACGGAAGCUCAACGAGAUCGCAUCAUUGACCACGCUAGAGACAUUUAUGAAAACCUCCUCCGUCCUGACACCCCGACUAAACAAAUACCCAAAACAACUCCGACCACCAUCUCUCCCACCAUCCGCCAAACUACGACGAUGACUUCUAAGGCCCCCAGCAUCCGAGAAGUACGACAACAGCAUCUACUGGACCAACCAACACCUCUUCCACCAGUUGUAGGGUCAGACGCACAGCUCGCACUGAUGAAAUCCACCUACGACUUUGAGGAAGACACUCGCCGAAACCUCACUGACACUGGACUUAAUGCAAAGUUGCAAUUCACGGCAGACUCACUUGCACAAAGCAUGAAAACUAACUUUCAAACGCUACUGCAGUCUCUCUGUCGGAACAACAACAAGCAACUCCAGCUUUGGUUAGGCCUCCUUCAGCUCGACCCUACUGUCGGCGUAAGGAGUCUCUUAGGCAGAGUAGACAUCGCUGCUCACUUCGUCGGCAACGGCGUAGUAGCAGUAACAAAAUGUCAACCAGUAUACGCUAAAAAGAUCUUCUACUCGAAACGAGUCAACAACACCUGCUACUCGGAAACGCCGGUCCUGACAGAACAAAAUGAACUUGCAUUCAUCGUCGCAGGUUCCCGUGACCUCUUGUACCGCUCAGCAAAAAUACCAUGCCCCGCGGCUUCUCUUCACGUAUGGAACGAAAAUGGCACCUGGUGGACGGAUACGGGAAAAGCUAACGUCACCCAACUUCCUAACUGGCAUGAAAAAGGACACGCACAAAUGACACCAAUCGUCUUCCAAGCAGCGGACCUUUAUGGUCCAGCCAAAGGAUCCGCCUUCCCCUUCAUGAUGGCAAUGUCCUUCGGUACGAACCUUGCCUAUCUUCAACAAAACCAAGCUCGGCUGGUAAACGUUCUUCACGGAACACGGUUGAUCGAUCGCGCCUCUCUCCGGGACAUCGCAACCGCAGGAGGAUACAUUGUCAACACUACCACCGGCGCUAUCGAAGACAUCAUGGAAAACUUGGAAGAUUGGUACAUGAAAUACGUGUUCUACGUCGGCAUCCCUAUAGCCGCAGCCAUGAUUUUUGCCGCCUUGACCUAUUGCGCUUGCAAACUCUGCAUCUUCCGAAGCGUCACCGCCAGUCUACCCAUAAACGCGGUGGAACUUCAAGAUCUUCCCACCAUCGACGGCGAAGAACGAAACGACGAAGAAGAGGAAGAAGCAGAAAUAGCCUACUACAGGAGCCACCAAAGGAAACUACUCCCCCGUCUGAUGACGUACGUUCCCAUCGCAAUACCACUCGUCUGUACGCUGGCAUUAGAUACAGUGAACGCGACAACAAUGCUAGAGCGACCUCAAACUACACUCCCAUAUGUAGCAAUUACUCUAGCAUCCAGAGGACUUGUCGCAUUAUGGGACACAGGUGCAACGAUUUCGUAUAUUCCACAGUCUACACUCCACUACACCGACAGUCACAUGGAGAAGACCUCCCUCAGGAGCGCUCAAACAGCCAACGGCUCCAAGUUCAGCUUUUUAGGGAAAGUCAACCUCCGUGUUGGCAUUGGGAAACAUACGAUUCAGCACACCUUUCUUGUCUCUGACAACGAGACAUGCCCUGCCCCAGCACUCAUUGGUUAUGAUCUAAUGACCGCCCUCGACGAGCAAGGAGUACCUACCGUCCUCCACCCAAGCGAAGGAACGCUAGAAGUCGGAAACACCACAGUUCGCCUACUUCAACAAGGUGAAUCACCUUUUGCUACGACUUCAAAGAAGAUCAACGUCAUCGGCGCAGCAAAUGUGGUGAUACCAGCAAACACUACUCGGAGAGUUCACUUGGACCUCACUAACGACUCAGUGAAUGAGGAUCAGCUCCUGCUGCUACGCGCUCCAGUAAACGGCGACAUCACAUUCAUGAACACCAUCACCAGUCCAGGGAUCAUGACCAUCAGGAUCUCGAACGUUUCUGACAACUCCUACGAAAUCCAAAAGGGAACGACCCUCGGACAAGCUUGCGUGCUACGGAUUCCCGAACAGCCAAGAACUUUCCCGCCAAUCCCAGUCGAGCAAUACACCCCACCAGAAGCCGACUGGGAAAGCAAGCUCCCAUCGCUACCGAAAGACCUGCUCAAGGAAUUGAACCUUCAACGCUGCGCCCUCGAUGAAGCUCAACAAAAAGAGCUGAGGAAAAUAAUCCUCGAUCAUCGCAGCGCGUUCUUCAACGACGAUGGGAACAUUGGAAUGUUCACCGGCCCGAUCCAACAUCGAAUCGACAUUCGGGACGACCUGCCUUUUCCAAAGCCGAGGACCUACAGAACACCACUAGGAAAACGAGACGAAGUCGAACGUCAAGUACAGGAACUUCUAGCGCAAGGAAUCAUCGAACCUUCGUUAUCGACCUUCACGAGUCCCGUUGUCCUUGUUAAAAAGAAGGACUCUACGUGGCGAUUUACAGUAGACUAUAGACAACUCAACGCUGUCACGAAAAAACAGGUCUACCUCAUCCCGACCGUUUCUGAGAUUGUCGACCUCGCAGCCGGAGCAAAAUUUUUCACGAACCUCGACCUUAUAUCUGGAUUUUUCCAGCUACCACUUCGAGAAGAAGACCGACCGCUGACCGCUUUUACAACCCCAUCUGGCACGUACCAAUUUCGGCGUAUGCCCAUGGGGCUCUGCGGGGCACCACACACCUUCCAGAGCGCCGUACAGUACCUACAGAAGCAACUUCCACGAGGAAAGCUCUUUGUAUACCUCGAUGAUCUCCUUCUAACAUCCGAAACAGCAGAAGAUCACUUGGAAGACAUCAAGGCACUGCUCAACACAACCGCUCGUCUGGGUUUCAAGGUUCGCCUUUCUAAAUGCCACUUCGCCCAAGAAGACGUCACGUUUCUUGGACUGCGAAUCGGACGAGAAGGAGUCGCACCAAACCCUAAGAAGGUCGAAGCCCUGAACCAAUUCCCUCAGCCUCGGUCUCCUACGGCAGUUCGCUCAUUCCUCGGAAUGUGCAACUACUUUCGCCGGUUCGUCAAAGAUUUCGCCAGCCUCGCUGCGCCUUUACACAAUCUCACCAAGGAGGACACCGAGUUUAAUUGGACACCCGAGCACGAGAAAUCGUUUAACGAACUCAAAAGCCGCCUCACGACAGCACCAAUCCUUGCAGGCCCAACUCCUGGUCAACCAUAUCAGAUCGAGUCGGACGCAAGCUCAAUUGCUAUUGGCGCAGUGCUCCUACAAGCCAAGAACCCCGGUGAACCCCUACACGCGAUUGCAUACGCAUCACGAAAACUUCGAGCAGCAGAACGAAACUACGCCGCCAUCGAAACCGAAGCCUUGGCUCUGGUAUUCGCAUUGAACGAAUUCCGAACCUACGUUCUCGGCUGUCCCAUCACAGCAAUAGUGGAUCAUCGUCCACUCACAUCGCUCAUGGUUCGCAAGGACCUUGUGGGACGACUCGCGAAGUUUCAACUCAUUAUCGCGGAAUAUGACAUCCAAAUCACUUACCGCCCAGGCUCGAAGAACGUGGUGCCAGACGCACUAUCGCGAUACAUCGAAGAUGAAGCACGAGACCCGAUAAUCAAAACAGCGAAAAAGGCUACUGUAGCUCACUUGCACGACACCAGCACACUCGACGUCGAUUCGUUUCGAAAGAUCCAGAAUGAAACCAAAUGGAUACGCGACGCCAUCAGCGAACUUUCCACGGGAAACAGCGCUUCCAAGAACGAGGCAAACAAGAGAUAUGUUCUUUACAACGACAUGCUCUAUGCGAAGCCUCGCUCUGCAGCGCACCCACCUCUUCUGAUCUUACCACGAGCCGACGCAAUCACAAAAUCAAUUAUCCAAGAAGUCCACAACGACCCCAUCACCGGAGCGCACCUUGGAGCAACAAAAACAGCCCAAGCUAUAAAACGGCGCCUCGUUUGGACUAACAUCGAUGACGACGUUCGACUUUUCGUGGCACAGUGCACUAAAUGCCAAAAACGAAAGCCGAACGCGUGGCAAGCAACGCGAGAACCGCUGGGAUCGCUACCCAUCGGCGACGCCCCUGGUCAGAGAUGGCACAUCGACGUGCUCGGACCUCUCCCGAUCACCGCACGCCAAAAUCGCUAUAUUCUGACUAUGGUGGACGCCUUCUCAAAACUGCUCAUCACCGUGCCAAUAAACACCCAGGAGACAACCGUGAUCGUCAGAGCGAUCUUGGAUAACUUAGUCACCAAGCACGGAACGCCACAGUGCAUCGUAACCGAUAACGGAUCAAAUUUUCAGUCAAAGAGUUUCAAGGACACGAUCAACACACUGGGAAUGACACACAUCAGUACGGCUCCAUAUCACAAAAACAGCAACGGACAAGUUGAAAGGUAUCACAGAACGCUAGAAGAGUCCCUCGCAGCGUUCGUCAACGACACGCAAUCGGAUUGGGACGACUACCUAAGCCUAAUCACAUUUGCGCUAAACACGACGCCGCAUACAACAACUGGACUCUCACCGUUCUUCGUGACACACGGACGAGAACCGCGCAUUCCGGCAGAUGUACUCUGGAAAUCUCCAAUGCCAGUAUACAUCAACGAAGAGGACCAUGCCACAAUGCUGCGCAUACAGCUCGCCGAACUCUGGAAAUUCACCAGAGAACGUCUACGUGUUGGCCAGGCGCGACAGAAGAAGAACUACGAGAAAACGCACCGAAUCGCCGAAAGAAAAAUCUGCACAGGCGAUCUGGUCCUCGUCAAACGCGCCCCCGCAAAGAACAAACUGGCUCCGUACCUUCACGGACCAUACACGGUUAUAAGCGUCUCCGGACCGAACAUCCAAUACGCACAAGAUAACCGCAUUGCGAAGGCCCACAAAAACGACGUCCGACUGUUCAAAAGGAACCACAUCACUGACGCCCAGCAAACCGAGGAACUCCAAGACUACCCGGAAGACGACACGAUCGCUGAAGCGCAAGAACAACCUCGAGAAGCUCAACAACCUGCUCCUCAGCGCCCUCAGCGACUCCGGAAACCUCCCAAACGUCUUCAGCACUAG